This is a messenger RNA of Hippocampus zosterae (dwarf seahorse), 2232 nucleotides long. It is a transcript of the gene slc3a2a, whose product is annotated as solute carrier family 3 member 2a. The record is from RefSeq and is a predicted model, not a curated record. Bases 270 to 1805 code for a protein of 511 amino acids. The transcript has 12 exons. Gene Ontology annotation, biological process: amino acid transport; carbohydrate metabolic process. Lineage: Eukaryota; Metazoa; Chordata; Actinopteri; Syngnathiformes; Syngnathidae.
GUUGACCAAACGCUUCAGUGUUUGCUUUCGUACUCCUUCCGACGAAACCAUUUUUUCCGGCUUUUCUCAAACCGGAUCAACGGACACGCAGGACAGACUAGAAGAGCGAGUCGCCACCCACAGCACGAGGGGGUGGGGGGCGACUUUCCAGGGCAGCUACAUAAACACGCUGAGCUUCUUACCUCAUCAGAUUACAAACUGCUUGGAAAGGGUCGGCCAAAUAAAGCUACGGGUUCAUCAUUUACACAACCCAGCACUCUUCAAUAAAGAUGAACUCUGACGUCGACAUGAAGGAUGUGGAACUCAGCGAGUUGGACACUGAGAAGCAGCCCAUGACAGCCGAUGGGCAGGUUGGCAGCAGUGAGAAAAAUGGCAGCGUUAAGGUGAAGAUUCCUGAGGAUGAAGUGGCUUUCACAGGCCUGUCCAAAGAAGAACUCAUGAAGGUGGCUGGCACUCCAGGAUGGGUGAGGACUCGCUGGGUGCUGCUCAUCCUCUUCUGGCUGGGCUGGCUGGGCAUGCUGGCCGGAGCCAUCGCCAUCAUCGUCCAGGCACCGCGUUGCAAACCCAUCCCAGAAAUGAGGUGGUGGAACCACGGACCCCUUUACCAGAUCUCGGACGCCGAGGCUUUCUCUGAAGGAUUGGCAGGUAUUGAGAAAAAGCUGGACGAUGUCAAUCAGCUGAAAGUGAAAGGUUUGGUUCUCGGCCCUCUUCACACCGUGCAGGCCGACCAGCCGAGCACUCUCGACCUGAAAAAGAUCGACCCGACUCAGGGGAGUGAGAAAGACCUGAUCACUGUGCUGGAAAAGGCCCACAAGAAAGGUAUUUCUGUGGUGCUCGACUUGACCCCAAACUACCGGGGAGCCUCCCCGUGGUUCAGCAGCGGCGACCUCAACGACGUGAUGGACAGCGUCCAGGCGGCGGCGGAGCACUGGCUCAAUCUGGGCGUCGACGGCAUCAAGGUCUCCGACCUCGCCACUGUCUCCAACUCUUCCGACUUAUCUCGUUUGCUGGCCGUGGUUAAGGGCAAUGACACAGAGGACGACGCCAACAAAAAGAUGCUAAUGGGCGUGGCCAAAGGCAUCUCACCCGUCGAGAUCUCCCGGCUGCUCAACACCUCCGGCGCUGAUCUGGUGCUGUCGGACCUGCUUAGCGCCAAUGGUCAAGGUGCGGAGCGCAUCAAGAUGCUGAACGACCUGCACUCCGAGCAAAGAAGUCUGGCCUGGGGUCUGGGCGCCGCCCAGCGGGAACAACUGUCCAAACGGGCCGCAUCUCGGGCGCUGAUCCGCCUCUACCAGCUGCUACUCUUCACCAUGCCCGGAACGCCGGUCUUCAGCUACGGUGAUGAGAUUGGCCUUCAGAUGCAGGGUGAAAAACCUCCCAAAAUGGUUUGGGACCUCGAGAAAGACACUAAGGCUGAAGGAGCCACCGUCAAUGAGACUACAGAGGCUGAGCGCGAGGAAUACGUUGCCAUGAGGACGUGGUUCAGAUCUCUCAGUGACCUGCGAGGGAAAGAGCGCUCCCUCCUCCACGGCGACUACUACCCUCUCCACUCUUCCACCUCCUCGCUUGCAUUCCUGCGCCUGUGGGACCAGAGCGAAAGAUUUGUCACGGCGGUCAACUGGGGCGAAGCCUCAGAGACGCUCCGGCUCGCGCUGGCAUCGACAGAAGGAAUCGAGUUACCAAAAACUGCUACGGUCAAGUUGUCCACGGAUCCAGAAAUGGAGGCAGACUCCACAGUCGACUUGGACAAAAUCACUUUGCGCCCUGGACAAGGUGUCCUCCUGCAUUUCCCCUACACGGGCUGAAGAUGGCGCUCAGUUGCAAGAAAUUCAGCAUUAGAUUAAAUCAUUGUUUUACAAAGAUUUUUCUGUUCGAAAGAUUCACAGCAUUUGUCUGGACAGGUUUCACACAACUAAAUUUGAUGAAUGAAUUAUUCAAUUAUUGCGCAUUGGCCAGUCCAUUUGCAUUUAUUCAAAAGCUGGCUACGUUUCAGACAUGCACUCAGUGAAAAUGCAGAUUGUUUACAAAAGUUUAACAUUCCGUUAUUGUUGUUUGGCUAUUUCUCUGUGAGCUGUUUGGAUUACUUUUUUUAAAGCAAUUUUUAGUCAUUUUGUUGUUUGAAUAUCAGAUUGAAAGUUUUAGCCUGCGACUCGUGUAUGUUGUUCUCACACUAAAGAGUUCCUGAAGAAAUGUCCGCAAACGGAAAGGAAUAAACCGAAAGUUCUGUACUGA